Messenger RNA from Aspergillus japonicus CBS 114.51, 1290 nucleotides. RefSeq names its product ribose phosphate diphosphokinase subunit PRS5. Bases 1 to 1290 code for a protein of 429 amino acids. Gene Ontology annotation, molecular function: magnesium ion binding; ribose phosphate diphosphokinase activity. The transcript has 3 exons. Gene Ontology annotation, biological process: 5-phosphoribose 1-diphosphate biosynthetic process; purine nucleotide biosynthetic process. The record is from RefSeq and is a predicted model, not a curated record. Gene Ontology annotation, cellular component: ribose phosphate diphosphokinase complex; cytoplasm. NCBI's taxonomy places the organism in Eukaryota, Fungi, Ascomycota, Eurotiomycetes, Eurotiales, Aspergillaceae.
AUGGUGCGCAACAUUGUCGUCAUCGGGGGUACCUCCCACCCUCAGCUGACCCAAAACAUUUGCAACGUCCUGGGUAUCCCUGCGGCAGACGUGCUCCUGUCGAAAUUCUCCGUCGGUGAGACCCGAGUCGAGAUCAAAGAAUCCGUCCGUGGCAAGGAUGUCUACAUCAUCCAAUCCGGUGGCGGAAAAGUGAACGAUCUCUUGAUGGAACUGCUCAUCACCAUCUCGGCCUGCAAAACCGCCUCGGCGAAGAGAGUCACUGCGGUUCUCCCGCUCUUCCCAUACUCUCGUCAGAGUGACAUCCCGUACAACAAGACGGGCGCUCCGCUGACCAAGUCCUCCCUUGCUAGCAAAUCCGGCAAUGGCUACACUUUUGAAAGUACCCCGCCUACCCCACACCCGGGGAAGCCCGAGAGCUGCAGUCUGCUCAAUGGUGUAGACAACCUUCAAAAGAGCCUGGCCAAGGCUCAAUUGGAAGAUAUCAGCAACGGUAGCCCGGUGAAAAGACAACGUCCAGUCAAUGGUUUGCCCCGCAGUGACACCAUGGACUCUCUGCCCUCUCUUCACAGUGGAAGCGUUGCGGAAGAGGAGGCCAACAAGAUCAACAACUUCCAGCCCCGUCCAGGCUACAAGCAGUGGGUGGCUCAGGCAGGCACCCUGGUUGCUGACUUGCUCACUUGCGCUGGUGCCGAUCAUAUUAUCACCAUGGAUCUUCACGACCCUCAAUACCAGGGAUUCUUCGAUAUCCCUGUCGACAACCUUUAUGGUCGACCCCUGCUGAAGAGCUACAUUCAGCGCAAUAUUCCCAACUACAAGCAGGCUGUCAUUGUCAGUCCUGAUGCUGGUGGCGCUAAGCGUGCCACCGCGAUCGCCGAUUCGAUGGGCGUCGAAUUCGCCCUUAUCCACAAGGAGCGCCGCCCUACACGGAUCACGGAUCGCCAGAAUGCCACCAUGAUGCUGGUCGGUGAUGUCAAGGAUCGGACCGCUAUUUUGAUUGAUGACCUGGCGGACACCUCGAACACCAUCACCAGAGCGGCGAAGCUUCUGAAGAGGGAAGGAGCUGCCCGAGUCUAUGCGUUGGUCACGCACGGUAUUCUGAGUGGCGAUGCGAUUGAUCGCAUCAAUGCUAGCGCUUUGGACAAGGUUGUUGUCACCAACAGUGUGGACCAGGCGGACCACCUGCGCAGAUGUCCCAAGCUGGAGGUUUUGGAGGUCGGCCACGUCUUUGCCGAGGCCAUCCGUCGCGUUCACCACGGCGAGAGUAUCAGCGUCCUCUUCCAGUACGACUAA